This is a messenger RNA of Xyrichtys novacula (pearly razorfish), 5962 nucleotides long. The record is from the annotation of a GenBank genome assembly. Lineage: Eukaryota; Metazoa; Chordata; Actinopteri; Labriformes; Labridae.
CUGUUACAGAAUAAAGUUAAAAGGAAUAAGUAUUUCAGCAGAUUCUGAGCGCGUUUUCAUUCCCACACACUCUGGAUUUUUGGGGACUGUGGGCCGACGCGCAGAAAUCACCGUGUAGGAGAAAUAUUGCAUCCCCUCAGCGGCUUUUUCUCCCUUGGAUCUCCAUGACAACAAUUUGCAAUGGUGAAGAAUUCGAUACCAGGGCGCUUGGAGGCUGAUUGGGGUGCAUUGUGAGGGGCCUGGGGUCGCUGAUUGGUUCAAGGAAAGCACCAUAACUACAAGGAGUUUAUAUUCAUUCAACUUGUUGAAGUGCUCCUACUGCUGCCUGGAGAGAAGUCUGUGCUUGGACCGUGGCUUCCCGAGUCUGGAUCCGUCCAGCAGCGGUGAGUAAAUGUUUAUAUCCGAGUUAUAUUUAAUCAGAAAGCUCAAUGUAGAUUGGGUUGGAGCAACCACUGCGCAAUUACGCACAAUCUAAACAAGUUUUCUCUUUUUAGACCCCGAUAAUGGACAACAACUUCUAACUUGUGGACUGAUCUAAUUCUCUACAAAGAUGGCGAAUGCAGACAGUGAGGUCAAGACAUUGCUGAAUUUUGUGAACUUGGCGUCCAGUGAUAUCAAAGCGGCCUUGGACAAGUCAGCUCCGUGUAGACGCUCCGUGGAUCACAGGAAGUAUCUGCAGAAACAACUCAAGCGUUUCUCCCAAAAGUACUCCAGAGUCCCAAGAUGCCACGCGCACAGGUCCACUGAGUAUGGAUGCGUAAAACCGGUGGGGACUGCUCACCAGAGUGCGAAGGUCGCAGAGAGGGCCAGCAGCUCGGAUGCACAAGGUGUUGAGUGCGAAGGGAACGCUGUGGAGCAGGUGCCCAUGAGGAAACGUCAACUCCCCGCCUCGUUUUGGGAGGAACCCAGGUUGACUCAAGUCAAGAGGGAGCACCCACAAUUAGGACUGAAAAAGCACCCCACAGGCACAGCUGAAAGCGACGAAAACGACAAGAGGAAAAGGAGUUCUGAUGAUGACGCAAAGGCCGCUGUGUCUGUGGAAAGAGACACGCUGCAAUUGGACCUGAGCUCUCAUCACUGCGUAAGCGUGUGCGCCUGCUGUCCCUUGCAGUACCACGGACACCAGGUCUUUCACAGUCAUAUUCUUGUCCCUCACCCGCCCUUGGGACUGUGGAGCAAGGCAGCAGGGACUGAGACAGAGAGACCCGAGCAUCCUCAUGAACAGAAAAUACACACGCACGUGGUGGUCAAACCUAUCCCGACCAAACCCACCAUCCAGUCCCCAAUCUUCAGCGUGUUUGGAUUCAUUUAAUUAUACUUUUCAUGUACAGAAGACUCAUUUUCAUUUUGUAUUCUGCACAGCAAACUCUUCCCUUACCAGCAUUUGUACAUGACCUUAGCACUUACUGGAAUGCUUCUUCUAUUUUGAUUUUUUUUUCAUUCUGAAGGACCAAGUUGCACUUGUAGAACAACAUCAUCACGCUCUCUUGUGUGCCAGUCUGAUGCCUUCAAGUGUCAGAGGACUGACAGUAAGUUUAAAGGUUUCUACUUUUAGGCUUCUACAGAGAAGGACUACUCUUUUUAAGUACCAAAAGUCAUGCAAAUGAAGGAAAACAUCCUGUUUUAGAUCCUCUUUUAACUUUGAGAACAGAGCGUGGGACGUGGAUUGCUUUUUCUCUGUCAGAGUAAUCUUUGAUAUAGGCACAUUUGAAACAAUUACUUUUAUUUUUAAAUAAAUGAUUCAAUUUCCCUCGAGACUCCUUUUGGGGCAUUUGAUCAUUUUCUUUCCCAGUGAAAAAUUACGAUACAUUCUGAUUGACACUCUAAAGACACUCCCUGUCACAGACACAGGUUAUAAAUAGAUAUAAAGAGCUGCUUUGAGAAAACCAUUUAAAGAUUCUUGAUAUCAGAUGCAUUUAAAAAAAGAAACAAAACAUGAUAUAUUUAGUCCCAUCUUUGAUGCCAAUGUUGUUUUAAGUUCAUCUAAGAGUCAGUCAGUGUGGCUCAAGUAUCUGAUGAGUCUGUCUGGCAGAGGUAAGCUUCUGAGAGAUUUCAGUCUGUGUCUCCCUAUUUGACUCCGAAUCCUCAGUCUGCAGAGGUGCAGCAGUGGACGAGCAGACGCUGUGGACAAAAAGAUAAAGAAAAAGUUCACUUUCAUGCUUUGAGAUUACAUCUGUGUCGUACGCACGUGUGAGGAAGUGAAACAGACGCAUUUGCAUGUUUGGAUGUAAAUGAUUGUUGAAAUGCAUACAUGACUUCCUCUUAACAGCGAGCCAUUCUUCCCGGCUGUCCAGCAGUUCAUUGAGUUUGCUGCACAGCUGAACAUGAGCGACGUGCUCCAGCAGACGGUCUAUGAUCAGUCCUGCUGAUGUGCACAUUACCGGUGUUGAAAUCCACUCACAGAACUGCAAGAAAAACAAAACACACAAGUUAAAAUGUGUUUGCUUUAAAGUUAUUGUGAUUUUAACUGGACUGUCUCUUUUUUUUAAACUUAUUUUCACACCUGUGUUGCUCUUUCUGGUGGCUCACUGCAGUUUAAAGGAAGCAAAUGAUCAUGUAUGCUGCUGCCAACAGUCCUUACUCCUGAUGCUGGGUGAGGGGCACUACCGUAUGUACACUUAAAACAGGAGAGGGCAUCACAGCCAUUAUCCAAAAGGCACUUGAGCAGUGGCAAAUUAUUCAUGCACAGUGCAACAACAGCAGGAAAUGUAGCAGCGUGAGAGGGUAUUUUGGCAUCCAAAUCUGCCCCUCUGUCCAGCAGUAGGGACACAGUAUGGACACAGCCCCGCCGUACAGCCAUCAGCAGAGGACUGACAGGAUCCAGGUUUAAACUAGCACCGGCUUUCAGCAGCACCUCUGCUGUCUGUGUGCUGCCAUGGGCCACGGCAAAGUAGAGGGCUGUGGUGCGUCGGUCAGCAUACUGGAUGAAGUGACUGCGGGCCAGAGUGGCGUUUACGUCUGCACCUGUCUUGAGGAGCACAGCUGCCACUGCGUGUCUGUCGUGCUCUGCUGCCAGGUGGAGCGGGCUCACACAGCUGUGACGAAGCAUGGCUCUGCUUGUCACUGAGACCAGCAGGGACACAAUCCUGAACACAAAAAAGAUCAUUACAGAAAAUUCAAAGCAGUGUCUGUAGCUGCUUUUAAUUCUCUUUACAAUCACAGUAGACUUUUGAAACUAUAAGAUUCACUUAGGAGUGUGAAUGUUACAGUGCUUUCCCCUGGAUGUUUUAAUGCAUUAUUGGAGUUACAAUCUGGGAUUACAGUAAAAAUUUGGGCAUUUCUUCCACCAUUGAAAAACAAAAUCAGUCCAAUGUCAGGUAUCCGUUGGACUUGUUUUUUUUUUUCCAGGAAAAAAAUAAGGUUGUUAUUUUUAAACACAAAGAAAUAUUCACAGGAAUGUUGAGAGAAGGUGAAAACUUCCACAAAGCAGAAUAUAUUCUCCUCCCUUUAAUACUCUAUACCUCACUUCAGUUUAUUGUAUGGAAACUUACUCAUGAUGACCGUAUUGGGCAGCAACAUGCAGCGGCAGUAGUCCUGAGCUUGUUGGUUUGUUGGCAUCUGCAUUUUUGGUCAACAGCACUCCCACAAUUUCCUUGUGGCCGUUUUUACUCGCCUCAUGCAGCGCUGUGACACCAUCACAUGUCUGUAUGUUCACAUCUGCACCUAAAAUAAAACAUUUCUCAAAUCAAAACAGUUGAAACAAAGGUCAAAAUACAAAAAGUUAGAAUGUUUUCUGUGCAAAAAAGUACCUUUCCCGACAAGGUAACACAGAGCCUUAAGCUGUCCUCGUUGAGCAGCUACAAUAAGAGGUGUUAUGCUGUAGGUGUUGGAAGGAUUGAUGGUUCCCCCGGCUCUUAUGAGGAUCUCACUGAUCUCUGUGUUACUCCUGGACACAGCUUCAUGAAGGGCUGUCCAUCCUUGACCACAGCGCUGGUUCACUGUGGCUCCAUAUGACAGAAGGAGGCUCACCAUGUCCACGUUCUCCAGCUCACAUGCUAUCGACACAGAUGAGAUACUAAGUCAUUUCUGACACACACAAUUCCCUGCUCUCUCACAAGCUAUUUUCAGGCCAUUGAGGUUGUGGCCUUACCUUUGUACAAAGGGGUUUCUUUGUUCUUGCUGCUGAUGUCUGGAUCAGCGCCGGCCUCCAGAAGACCCCGCACACAUGACAAGUGUUCACAAGACACAGCAAGCAGCAAUGCAGUCUGCUCCUGCAAGGUACGUUUGUCCACUGAACCUGGAUGGGCUGGGACAGACAAGACAUUUAUUCAUAUCACACAUCUUAGCGAUUGUUUGGAAAUAUUCACAAAUGAUGCUUCCAUUGUCCAACCUCUCAGUAGAGUCUUCAUGCACUCCGUCUGUCCACAGAAAGCAGCAUCAUGCAGAGGUAUCCACCCAUCUUUGUUCUCCCUCAGCAGGCUGUGAGGAGCAGAUGUUGCGAGAUCAUUUACGGCCUUUACAUCUCCUCUUCUGAUGGCAGAGACCACCGGGUCAGCAUCCCUAAAAAGCAGAAAAGCAAAACACUUACAGAUGUGUUUAGGUGUAAUUUUAGGGCAGACACCAGCACUGUUUUUAGGCUUUUGUUUGAUACAACAAUUGACCUUAAUUCUAGAGGAGAUUAUACUAUUUUGGUGGCUUUAUUUUACCUAAAUACUAAGUUCCGAGUGGUAUGACUUGGUGGGAGUCAAAUAAAUGAAAAUAAGAAAAAGGAUUUUACACGUAUUGUUAAGUUAUACAGUAGAUUUCACAUAAGGAGCCCAACGUACACAUACACAGACGGGGACACAUACAGCCUCGGUGUCAAACACAACAAAGACUCACUCCGGCUCUGACGUUACGUCGCUCUCGCCCCCUCCUCUCCUCCUGUCUUCAGUCCAGCGCGUCACAUUAUUACAUUUACCUCCGGCAUUACGAAACUGAGACAGAUACUCUGAAUAGGUGAAUUUCGUCAUGUCUGAUCUAAUGGCAGAAGCUUUUUUUUUAAGGCGACGUUUCGUCUAAGAGGUGCGGUUGGUCGAAGGAGCGCGUGCAGCGCCGCGCGAGGCUCAGCUGUGCUCUUCCAGAUUAUUUUGGGACUGUAUUGUCAGGCGGCAGGGUGACUGGUUUAUCCAUAUAUGUCAAGAGGCUCGGACAUACAGAGAUAAGGCAAACAGCACGGGAGAUACUACAGCCCAAGCCUAGAUGCCUUUCACUGGAUGAAGUGAGUGAAAGGUUUCCGCAUCAAACUACCUCAUAACAAACCGGGUCAAAUAAAGGAGGAAUUCGGUCGGACAGGGCCAAGGAGAGGUCAAGCAACAAACAAGCAAUAACGUUUGGAGGCUGCAACUAAAAAAUAUAUAUAUAAUCAUAUGAACUCUCUAGCAGACAGGGUGGCCAUAGCCCCCCACUGGGCCUACCUGAGUGGGCAGCUUUUUUGUGCACUUGUAGGCUACUGUCCUGAGUAGUUUUUUAAAUCAGUAUCCUCACUAUGCAGUAGUUUCUGUUGAAAGAAUUGCACUUUGCCAUUUUAUACAUGUCAUCUUUUACUGUGUAAAAAAAAAUCACCAACCAGUUGACUGUUGUCUACAUUGCAGGAACUCAACUUUUACAAAAUCAAAAUAUGAUUUUUGUUUCAAGACACUUAAAGCCAAAUUUUUCUUGAUAAGUUUCUUGUAAUUAGUAUCUCGUCUCAAGACUGUAGUCAAGAAAAAGUUUACUCAUUACAAUCAAUUAAAGCCCCUGUGAGGAACUUUCAGUUCCUGUCAAUUUGGCGCCCCCUGUGGACAAUACAGCAUUUAAUUAUCUUGUACUCUGCAUGUUUUGGAAGUGUCUUCUAAAAGCAAAAUCUUAUUCUGCUGAGUUUUUUCAUAACUGCGAACAUUUGAUAUGGAAAUUGUAAAAACAGGGCUCUUCUCUCAGCUGAUGUCUGACAGUUCUAACACUGGUUAAUAAUAGUAAAUAAAUAAUACAGUUUAAAAAUCAA